GCGGCUCCGAUAAAGCCUGAAAAGUUUAGUUUUCGAUUGCAUGCGAAACGUUUCUCUAGAGAGGGACUCGAUAAUUCCAUACAUCAGGACAAACUUGGAAUUUUUUAUUCAUACCCACAAUUAUCUUCGUGAGCCACUAAAGGGAUGUGCCCAUCGCCGCGCUACCCUCUUGCUCCCGCCCUCUGUCCUCAAGGUCAAGUGUUCCACGCUGACCCUUUAAACUCCUAAUUUUCCUUCUGUCCCUUCAAGCUCCGGACGGUUCACAAGUUUUUCACUUCAAGAAGAACUCGGGUUGUUAAGGUAGUUUUCCUGCGAAUGCUUCCAGAUAGUUAUGCGUGGUGUUUUUAGAUUCUUCUGGAGCAAUGCAAGCGGCAGCAAAACUCAUUUUCAUCGCAAGUGUCCUAGCCGGAGCAACUUUUUAUAUUCACAAUUUCUUUUUUCCUGACUUUAUGGUCAAGACAAUGAAAGAGGAAAAAACUCUAAAACGAGACGGUGAGAUACGAAAAGCUUGGGAAAGAGCUCCGAUCCCACUGGAAUUUAAAGUUUACUUAUUCAACGUCACAAAUCCUAAUGAGGCUGCGAAAGGUGCCAAGAUUCAUCUCCAACAAGUUGGUCCGUAUGUUUACGAUGAGUGGAAGUCGAAAGCAAACAUCACAGACUACCCAAAAGAGGACGCUGUCACGUUUCAUAUGCUCAAUACUUUCGUGUUCGACGCCAAUAAGAGCGGGGGCCUCACGGGUGAUGAACUCAUCUACGUUCCGCAUGUUUUGAUCGUUGGGCUGGCCUCAGCUAUCUUGCGGAUGAACCCUGAGUCCAUUGGAUAUUUAGAUAUGGCUAUUCCAUUCCUCUUUGGAGACCCUUCUACGGUUUUCGUACCUGUCACGGUUCGAGACCUCCUCUUCGACGGACUUCCUGUUAACUGCAACGAAACACAUUUUGCUCAAGCGAUUUUCUGCAACGAGUUCCAGAAAAAUCCCGGCUUCGUCAGGAAAGACGAGCAGACGUUUCUCUUUUCCAUAUUUGGAGCGAGGAACGGGACACCGGAUCCAAUAAUGUUCAAAGUGAAUCGGGGUCUGCGAAACCCACAACUGGUUGGCGAAGUGAUGGAAUAUAAUCGAAGCAAAGCCCAAAAAGUUUGGUCGGCGGCUAAAUGUAACGAAAUCAGGGGCACCGACUCUACCAUCUUGCCAUCUUUCGUCACCAAGGAUGGCUUCGAUGUCUUUGCCGCGGACUUUUGUCGGGUGAUCAGUUCGAAGUUUGUGAGAGAGCUUGAUUACAAAGGCAUUCCUGCUUAUGAGUACACAGUUGAUUUUGGCGAUCCAGCCGACUCUGAAAAACACUGUUAUUGCACCUCUUACGAAACUUGCCUCAAGAAAAAUACUAUAGAUCUCACACUAUGUGCAGGCGUUCCUUUCGUUGUGUCUAUGCCGCACUUCUACCUCUCAGAUCCAGAAUACGUCAAUGCGGUCGGCGGACUAAGUCCUCGCAAAGAGGAACACGAAGUUGUCUUCGUUGUUGAGCCCAUGUCCGGCACUCCUACAAUGGCCAAACGGAGGGUUCAGUUCAAUAUCAUUUUAUCUAGAAAUUCUGAAAUAGCACUACUGCAUGAUUUGAACGAAAAGCAAGUAAUACUGCCGCUAUUUUGGGUCGAUGAGGGGGUUGAGCUUGGAGAGAAAUAUUUGAGUCAACUGAGAAUGCUAACCGGACUGCCAGGGAUGGUGAACAUAGGAGCUAUCGUCAUAGAGCUGAUUGCUGGAGGUCUUGUCAUAGCCGCUAUGUAUAUCAAGUUUGGACGUGCUCGUAUGGGGAAACAAUCUCCAGAAGGAAACAACUAGUGAACAUAAAAAGCGAGGGAAAACGUUUGCACCCUGGUAAUAAAAGCUUGGUUAUGUGUGACAGUGUGGUAAGGUUCUCCGUAUCGGCCGUGAUAUUUGGUUCAUGUAACCGUUCACUCUCGAUGGAGAAUUUGCACACACAAAUUUUUUUGCUUCAUCUGAGAGUGCUAAAUGAGCUGAGUUCGAAGUGUUUUUCAUAAUUUUUCUCUGACAUGGGAAAUUGGAGAGAACUAAAUUUGAA
Bemisia tabaci is the source of this 2076-nucleotide messenger RNA. Its product is annotated as sensory neuron membrane protein 1. Gene Ontology annotation, molecular function: scavenger receptor activity. Lineage: Eukaryota; Metazoa; Arthropoda; Insecta; Hemiptera; Aleyrodidae. The record is from RefSeq and is a predicted model, not a curated record. Gene Ontology annotation, cellular component: membrane; cytoplasm.